AUGGCGAAAAGCGGCGAGUCCACGGUGGAGAUUGCGUCCUCCAGCUCCUCUCCUCUUACUCCCGCUUCCGCGUCGGCUACGAGGCCGAAGGCGAAACACCGUAUGGAGAUCGAGGGGUACCCAGUGGAUGGCGUCUCCAUCGGCGGUCAAGAGACCUGCGUCAUCUUCCCGACGCUGAGCCUCGCCUUCGACAUCGGCCGGUGCCCGCAGCGCGCCGUCUCGCAGGAGUUCCUCUUCGUCUCCCACGGGCACCUGGACCACAUCGGGGGGCUUCCCAUGUACGUGGCCACGCGGGGGCUCUUCAGGUUGCGUCCGCCCACCAUCUUCGUCCCGGCGUGCCUCCGGGACCUCGUGGAGCGGCUCUUCGAGGUGCACCGCGCCAUAGAUCAGUCCGAGCUCAACCACAACCUGGUCCCCCUUGAGGUCGGGGAGGAGUACGAGUUCAGGAGGGACCUCAAGGUCAGGGCUUUCAGGACCUACCACACCAUACCCAGCCAGGGGUAUGUGAUAUACUCGGUGAAGCAGAAGCUUAAGCAGGAGUUCAUUGGCCUACCAGGGAGCGAGAUCAAGCAGCUCAAGCUAUCAGGUGUGGAGAUCACGAAUACGGUGUCCACCCCUGAAAUUGCUUUCACGGGAGAUACAACAGCAGAUUUCAUUCUUGAUCCGGAUAAUGCAGAUGUGCUGCAGGCAAAAAUUCUUGUUGUGGAGAGUACUUUUCUAGAUGACGCCAUUUCAGUUGAGCAUGCAAGAGAAUAUGGACACACACAUUUAUCUGAGAUAGCCAGUCAGUCCAACAAGCUUGGAAACAAAGCUAUUCUACUGAUCCACUUUUCUGCUCGUUAUACUACAGAGGUGGGCUGA
This is a messenger RNA of Miscanthus lutarioriparius, 861 nucleotides long. The record is from the annotation of a GenBank genome assembly. NCBI's taxonomy places the organism in Eukaryota, Viridiplantae, Streptophyta, Magnoliopsida, Poales, Poaceae.